CACAGCUCAGCCACUUUCACCCUCCUUUUUCUCCCCUCUUAACAAAACAUCACACAGCAGCUUCCCUCCUCCCGCCAUGGCUACUCACGAAUUCCAGAGGAGAAACUCAAUCUCUCAACUACCCAGAAGCGCUAUUACUUGUAGCUUUGAUCUUGUUCUGUAUCUAAGUAUCAACCGAGCUGUGCAGAGUCAGAAAGUCGUCUCAUCGGAGGAUGCUCGGAACUGGAAGGCGAUGAGGCGGGGCCACUUGUUCAUCUCCAGAAACAGUGAAAUGGUCAGAAAAAUCUUGCAAUUUCCCUGUGACAACAGAAUGCUGAAGCUCCUCCCAGUUCUCUGGACACCAGACGCCAUGCCUCUGAGGCUGCAACAUUAAUUGGACUAAGUUUUGCCCCCUUCAAAGCUCUUGGUUCUCGGUACAAACUGCCAACAUUAUGCUACAGCAGCAGUUCAAAGAACCCACGGAGACCAAUAAAUGAAACCAUUCUUGCUGCUGCGAGCAUCGAUGCUUCAAUCGAAGUCAGACGUGUCGAAGCUUCAAGAGUG
Linum tenue is the source of this 543-nucleotide messenger RNA. The record is from the annotation of a GenBank genome assembly. NCBI's taxonomy places the organism in Eukaryota, Viridiplantae, Streptophyta, Magnoliopsida, Malpighiales, Linaceae.